This is a messenger RNA of Calypte anna (Anna's hummingbird), 6479 nucleotides long. It is a transcript of the gene PARVA, whose product is annotated as parvin alpha. NCBI's taxonomy places the organism in Eukaryota, Metazoa, Chordata, Aves, Apodiformes, Trochilidae. The transcript is spliced from 14 exons. Gene Ontology annotation, molecular function: actin binding. Bases 497 to 1615 code for a protein of 372 amino acids. Gene Ontology annotation, biological process: actin cytoskeleton organization; cilium assembly; establishment or maintenance of cell polarity. The record is from RefSeq and is a predicted model, not a curated record. Gene Ontology annotation, cellular component: focal adhesion; actin cytoskeleton; cytoplasm.
AGAUGCGACCUCCUCAUCCUUUCAGAGCCUUCACCUAAGAACAGUUAGGGAUUAACUGAGCUGUCUGAGCUCUGGUCCUGCCUGUCCAUACCUGCGUUUAACUUUUGGCACCCGUUAACCACCUACCUUGUUGGGUUUGACCAGCCAGCUUGAGUUGGAGCCUGGCUCUACUGCAAGGUAGUGCAAAGGUGGACGGACCACAGGCACACUGUCUGUGCCUCAGUGUAACGCUCUCCACCCAAAAAGCUGUCAUCUUCACUCCGGGUCCCUCCUCAAGGCCCAUCCCGGCUCCUGCUGGCUGUUGCGCUUUCUCCUUCCCGGGAGCGCGUGAAAAACCCUUUUCCUGAGCCGGAGGCACCAAACCCUGUGGGCAGGCAAAAGGAGGACCUCCGGCCCACGGCUGAAGCCCCUGGCAGAGGCAGAGCCGGGAGCAGCCUCCCACGGCAUAGGGGCCUCGGACCCGUCUCCUUCAUCCCUGGGCACCGGCUGGGCCAUCAUGGCAACCUCCCCUCAGAAGUCCCCUUCUUCCCCCAAGUCCCCCACCCCUAAAUCUCCGCCGUCGAGAAAGAAAGAUGACUCCUUCCUGGGCAAGCUCGGCGGCACGUUGGCGAGGAGGAAAAAAGCCAAAGAAGUAUCUGAAUUACAAGAAGAAGGAAUAAAUGCCAUUAACUUACCUCUCAGUCCAAUUCCAUUCGAACUAGACCCUGAGGACACUAUGCUAGAGGAAAAUGAAGUCCGAACAAUGAUUGAUCCAAAUUCAAGAAAUGACCCAAAAUUACAAGAACUAAUGAAGGUAUUAAUUGACUGGAUUAAUGAUGUGUUGGUAGGAGAGAGGAUUAUUGUGAAAGACUUGGCUGAAGACCUGUAUGAUGGACAAGUAUUGCAGAAAUUAUUUGAGAAACUUGAAAGUGAGAAGCUCAAUGUUGCUGAAGUUACUCAGUCUGAAAUUGCUCAGAAACAGAAGCUACAGACAGUGCUUGAAAAGAUCAAUGAAACCCUUAAACUCCCUCCAAGAAGCAUUAAAUGGAAUGUUGACUCUGUUCAUGCUAAAAGUCUUGUAGCAAUACUUCAUCUUCUGGUUGCAUUAUCACAAUAUUUUCGAGCACCAAUCAGACUCCCAGAUCAUGUGUCCAUUCAGGUUGUUGUUGUGCAGAAACGAGAAGGAAUCCUCCAGUCUCGACAAAUCCAAGAGGAAAUAACUGGUAACACUGAGGCAUUAUCAGGAAGGCACGAAAGAGAUGCAUUUGAUACUUUAUUUGACCAUGCUCCAGACAAGCUCAAUGUAGUGAAAAAGACUCUCAUCACCUUUGUGAACAAGCAUCUUAAUAAAUUGAACUUGGAGGUCACUGAACUGGAGACCCAGUUUGCAGAUGGUGUGUACUUAGUCCUGCUAAUGGGUCUCCUAGAAGGCUAUUUUGUUCCUCUGCACAGCUUCUUCUUGACUCCUGAUAGUUUUGAACAAAAGGUCCUCAAUGUAUCCUUUGCGUUUGAGCUAAUGCAAGAUGGUGGAUUGGAAAAGCCAAAGCCAAGACCAGAAGAUAUUGUAAAUUGCGACUUGAAGUCUACACUGAGAGUACUGUACAAUUUGUUUACCAAAUACAGGAACGUCGAGUGAAGAAUUGACUUCAGAUGUAAAGGAGUGUUCACAAAGAAAACAUCAUAACUAGCAUAUUUUUCAUCAGUAUUCCUCUGCAUCUUUAUUCCAAAAGGACCUAAAUCAUUUAUCUGAAGAAUUUUUUAUUUUUUCGUAGUAGAUUUAAAACUAAUACAAAUUAUGAAGAAAAGGUCUGAAGGAAGGUAUAUGGGUAUAUUCUGAGAGAAUUAGUAUCUCAAUAAUAACUGUCUUCAUGCUGUUUUAUAGUAGGUGAAGCAAGAAUGAAAAAAAGAUUCAGUAACUCUAGUUUAGACCAGCCUUUUAAGCCAAUCAUAGGAAAAUUCAGCACUAUCUAUUUUAGUAUUUUUUUAUAUACAUCUUUUCUAAUCUAGAAAUUUGCUAUCCAUGAUAAUAUGGUUACAAUUUAAUCAUGAGAAAUGUGCAUGGGGAGAAACUGCUAAAUACUCUUGUUCUCAACUAAAAAGAGGAGAAUUUCUCAAGCACUUAAACUGAUUAAUUUAUAUUUCCAGUGCUGUUAGGCUUGAAUUUUAUGGGUACAAACUGAAGUGGCUCCUCAUUCCUUCAGACUUUUAUAAUGGGAUACUCCAGUUUAAAUAUGUUAUUGAGCAUUCCAUAUAAGCACACUUCGAAGCUUGUUACUUGGUUUUGUUCAAGGAAGAGAUCUUUUUUGCAUAGUACACAUUUCAGGAAAACUGACCUGUUUCCCUAUAAUAGUUGUAUUAUUACAUAGUAUUAGAAAGUAAAGGAAUGGCUUUAUUUUUUUCUUUUAGUAGUUUAAACACAGGAUUAUCGGGUUGCAAGUAUAGAUUUACUGCUGAACAGGAUUUACAAUUUGUUCUUUUGGCUGAUUUUAUGAUGAAUGUAUUUUGCUGCAUAAUGUCCAACACACAAAAUAAGAUUUAUUAUCCAGAAUCAUUGUUUUAGCCUUUCAGAUACAAAAGCACUACUUUUAGGUCAAAACUACUCCCAUCUGCAGAGACUGUUACAGUGCAAGGUUCUUUGAUCAUUUUACAUGACUAUAAAGAGUACUUCUUUCUAGUCAUAACCAAGUAUAAGCUGUUUGGUUCUAGCUUUAACAAAGAAAAAAAAGAAAAGCAGGAGUUGAUUCUUCUCUUAGACUUGGUAUCAAGCACCAGUUAUGUUUUCUGUACAGAAGCUGAAAGAGGCUGCCUGACAUGAGUGUUCAAUUAUUAGAAACUGCGCUGGCAUAAGCUGAAGAGUAAAUUGAUAAUUUUCUAAAAGUUUUGUUGUUAGUAUUAAAUAACUUUCUAAAAGAAGCUUUGCAGUGUAACCACAGAUUCUGGGGACCCUGCAUUACACAGUUAGGAAAAACUCCUUAAACUGACAUUGCUGGACAACUGUUUAGAAAUCGUCCCACUGCUCAGUGCAGGAAGGAGACUUGUUAAUGGUUAUCCAGUUUUGGCAGAACUGGUAUAGGUAAAAGUGAAAGCAAUCUGGCAUCUCUUGAGUCUGUUCAUCUGAAGAAAUGCAGUGCUGGCAUAGUAACAGCUAUAUGUUACUCAGUAUAUAAAGCAUUACAUAUUUUUCAGUUUUCCAGUGCCUUUUUUUUUUAAUGCAGAGUUUUCCAGUGCAACAUUAGCAUAAAAGAAAGACAUUUAUUUACAUUCUGUCUUCCAUGAACACUAACUGACGUUAAAUAACAAGAUGCUGACUUCUGCUUGGGGCCACAGAAAUUAUUAUGAGAAGUAAAUACCAACUUUUGUGAAACGAAGUAAUAUUUAAUUCAAAGAACAUUCUGAACUCAGAGUUAUCUGAUUGUUAUAAGCAUUCUAAAUAUAAUUUAUUAAAAAAAUUUUACCUCUAUAUUUUUAACUGAAUUUCUGAAAUUAGCAGUGCAGAAAAUAACAAUUAUUUGCCUUUGACACAGGUAAAUAACUGGACAUUUUCACCCUGGUGAAAACGAACAUGUUUUCAUUAUGUCUCUGAUAUCUGAGAAUCUAAAUGAUAGGAAUCAACAUUUGUGAGGAAACUGAGACAGAACUUCUCAUGUAUAUACCAGCAGCAGAUUCCAUUAUCUUAGUGUUUUUCAUGUAAGUUUUUCAUUUGCACACUUAGACUGUAGAAAUUGUAACUGUUAAUUAAAAGAUUUAUGGUUUUUCUGCAGAUCAUGCUCAGCUGAAAUACUAUUUUACAUCUCAGCAAUGCCAAAACAUUUUUAUUUCCCUUGAUUUUAGGGGUGUACUUUCUUUAAAGAGGAAGUUUACAUAUGUAAAGGAAAAAAAUUAGGAACAGUGUUUUUUAGAUGGAUUUGAAAAUAAGCAUUCCGUCCUAUAUUGGUGUAACGUUAGUGGAGAGUUCAAGUCUGUCAGACUCCCAUUUUCCAUUCUUAAAAAACAUAAAACUGAGACAGAAUGAAGAAAUCCUCAUGCUGAAAUACAAUUAUGCAGAACCAUAGAAACACUUAACUAUCCAACUUUUACACAAUUAUCUGUCCUAGGAUAAGAAUUUAUGUAAAUUAACAUCUGCUAUAUAAACAGGAAUUUCCUGUGUAAAUAUAGACCCAUGUGAUGGUUUUAACACAUUUAUACAAACAGUAUAUGCUGCCAUGUAGGAGUGGGUCACUGCUUGUAUUUUCAAUGAUGUAGAUUUAAAUAGCUAUCAGAUAAAUAUGAAAGAUACAGAUUAUAUCUAAUAUUUAUUGCUUUAAUACAGAUUAUUAUAGAAAUAUAGAAUACUACUGUAGACAGUUUGCUCUUCAGCAAUCAGUGCAGGUCAGCACCUUUCUUCAGGGAAGUGAAAUGUUAAGUUAGCUGGGCCAAAUUCUGCUGAUACCUAUGAUGCUUUUAAUUGUGAUACACAGUAGUGUGUACUGAUGUACAGCUGAAUGCAGAAUUUUUCUCACUGUUGAUACUAAGAUAGAGGUUGUUUAUUUAAGUUUCAGGUCAGCCCUGGAUUUAUUUAUAAUUACUUCAAAUGAUUAAAUAGACCUGAAUCAAUGGAUUUAGCCCACAUAAGAUACAGUCACCCGAAGAAGCCAGUUUCACUACUAGUCCCAGAAGGAGCCUCUGAUCUCACAUCUGCUGCUAAAGUUAGGUUACUACCCAACCUUUGGCUAGGUUUCUAAAGCCCCAGUUAGUAUGAAUCCAAACCACUGCCUUAAGAUCACAUGGUGGUAUUUGUAUCUUGUCUACCAGACCAGUAUGUUUGUUGUGUGGUGUAAUAUGAAGGCCCACAAGUAGCUGAGUCCACCAAGAACUGGCACAUUGUAAACAUUUCUGCUGCAGGGGCAUUAUGAAACUGCCACAACAGAAUUUUCUGUGCUUCUCUGACUUCUAAUCCAUCCAUUCCAUGCAGCACCAUGGUAUUCAGAUUCCUUCUGUGUCUGGUUUCCUGUUGAUGGAUUCUGGCAUGCUUUGUCAGCCAUAAGAAUUUUUUUUUCAAAGAGGAGCUACAGAUUAUGAAUAGCAUAUAAAAAAAAAUUGUCAAAAUAGUUAUCUAAAAUCUUAAUAUGUUUAUGUCACCUCCUUUCAGACUUUUUUCCUGGCUGACUGGCAUUAGUUGCUGUAAAGAACAGGCCCUGGAAAAAAGGUAAUGAAGGAACCUUUGCAUAAUUUUACCUGAGAUGCACAUAAAGUCCAGAAUUGGAUUGUGCUAUAUUUCCAAUGGAGUACAGCUGGACCAAGUUUCUUAUUAAAUGAGCUGACUGCAGAAUAUAGUUCUUUCCAACUGUUAGUCAGUAGGUAUCUUCCUGUUAAUAGGGGGGCAGCAGCCCUUGCAGCUACAUAGUUUAGGAAUUCAGGUGGACCAGCAAGUGCUGGGUAAGAUCCUAAUCUACUUUGACCGUGGACCAAGUUGCUGUGUGGCAUAUCUCCAUGCAAACCAGUGGCAUUCAAUCAACAGAGGAUUUGGUGCUUUGGGUUUUACAGACAGUUACACUACUUGUGAAUGGUUUACAUUCUGGCAGACUAUAUUGAUUGAAGUAAAUGAGACUGGGUUGACCUUUGUUCUUUUGGUAAAACAUGGUUUUAAAUUCAUGUUUAAGAUUAAUUUAGCCUUACUGUAAGCCACCGUGUUGUAAAGCACAAUGUCUUUUAGAAGUAAGGGGGUUUAUUUCAUUAGAGAAAGAUAUAUAUGAUAUUUAGUAUAAUGGAUAGUAGCUUUAGGUCUAGUUUUUGUUAUUCUUGUCUUCAUGUCAAAACAGCCCUCAUGAAUUUCCUUUGUGGCAAGCACCCAAAGAGAGAACAGUGCCCUGAAGACCUCUUGCAAGAUUUUCUACACUGUUACUUAAUAGGCUACAGUAGUUUUAUUAUAAGAAUUAGCAUGUCUUUACAGUUAAAAUACAAUUAAAGGCUGAAGAAAUCCUUUGUAGAAAGUUACAAUUAAAGUGAGAUACUUUGUUUUGGUUAAUCACAUGGAAAAUGAAGAUAGUAGUACCAGAUUUCUGGAAUUAUGCAUACCUCAGCAUCCACAGAUUUUUCCAAAGAGGUUUUGAGUCAUUUAACAUUUACUUGGGCUGAUUGGCUAAUUUUAUGCAUUUUGACAGUAUUUUCUGUGCGACCAUGUUUUUGUUUGGGUUUUUUUUUCAAUAAUGAGAUUUUAAUUUCUAACAUUUUAAUCCUACACACUCUGCAUCAAUGCUAGUGUCAUUGAAAUAUUUGGUCCUCAAUUUCAAUGUUGGGCUAAUUAUGAAAAAAGAAUAUUUGCAAAAUUUGCUUCUUAACAUGUAUCUGAAAAUAAUUAGUUUAAAAUAAGGUGUAUUGCCUUCAGCUGCAGAGCUAGUAGCUUUCACAGAAUAUAUUUUAUGUAAUCUGUAAGUGAGACACUCUAUUGCUGACUUUUUCCUAUUCUUUUCUGAAACCUUUGUUAUGAUCCACAAUAAAAUUUGCAGCUGAAAAUCAACACU